UACCGACCAAAAUGGGCAUGAAAGCUACCACACUCUUGCCAGGAACUACCAACACGCCAGAUGCUUUUGCUGCCCAGUAUCAACUUAUCGAUUAUGUGUCCAAACAUUUCUUUGUACGUAGGCUAGUGUCUCAAAAAAGGAGACGGAUGCUGGUUGGUGGAUAUGAUCUCGAUAUGUCUUAUGUCACACCUUGUAUAUUAGCAAUGUCAUUUCCUGCAGAGCGAAUGAAAGCCAUAUAUCGCAAUCCUAUGUGGCAAGUCAAAGAUGUUUUGGAAAUGAGACAUAGCGGACAUUACAAGGUGUAUAACUUAUGUAUAGAGGAAGACUAUGAUCCAUCCCAUUUUGAUGGUCGAGUAGAGAGAUACCCAUUCGACGAUAAUCAUGUGCCAUCACUUCCAAUGGUCAAGGAAUUCUGUGAAAAUGUUCAUUCGUGGCUUUCAAGUGACCCAAAGAAUAUCGCCGUCAUUCACUGCAUGGCGGGUAAAGGUCGGACAGGAUUGAUGGUAUCUUCUUACUUGGUCUACACUGGCUUGUUAGCAGAAGAUGCUCUUCAGGUCUAUGCAGAUAAAAGAACCACGAAUAAUCUUGGAGUAACAAUACCAAGCCAACGGCGUUAUGUUCAUUACUGGCAGAAAUCUCUUUCUUUUCCUGAGGGUUCCCCUCCAGAUGUGAAUCUUCCUAAACCAACUAGUAGGGAGUUGCAACAAAUUCGAAUUUAUGACGCCAGAAACAUAGAAACAGUCUUCAUUGUUCUGUCUGAAAUGCAAGAGGUCCCUGGACAGCGUUAUCGUCCAUAUGAACAUAAUUGUAGGAAAGUCUGCAGAAAAAUAAACAAUGUUUCAAUAGAAAGUCUUCGGCACUUUCACUCAUUUAUCGAGGAAAAUAAUGUUGGGCAGGAGUUAGAACAAGAAGGAACAGAUGAAAAUAACUGCCUCGAUUGCUGCUUUAAUCCAACAACAGUGGUUACCGGAGAUGUUUGUGUCACGUUCUAUGAAAAGAAUCUUGGGGGUCGUCUCUUUUAUGCGUGCUUCAAUACUGCAUUCAUUGAAAACAGCUCGCUACAGUUUUCGUUAUCAGAAUUGGAUAAAGUUACCAAUAAGGCUAAAUCAAUAGCAGGCCCCGAGUUUCGUGUGGAAUUACUCUUUGUUCCAGAUAAUCCUGACGACGGCGACCAAGAAGAUGGUUGUAAUUCUGACCCAUUGAAUUAGACCUGGUUUGACAAUCUUCUUUCAAAUUUUUCAAAAAGAGGAUGUAAAUUCUGAACUUGUAGAGUUGCUUACAGAACUCACAUGCCAGGCUAGUUAACCGCGACAGAAAGCUUCCUUCUAUUAGGAAUGGCAAAAAUUGAUGUACCCAGAAAUCAUCCAUCACAUGAAGUAGGGAUCUACUAACUAUAACAUUUCUUUUGUAAUUA
Molecule: messenger RNA, 1414 nt
Organism: Erigeron canadensis
Lineage: Eukaryota; Viridiplantae; Streptophyta; Magnoliopsida; Asterales; Asteraceae
Product: phosphatidylinositol 3,4,5-trisphosphate 3-phosphatase and protein-tyrosine-phosphatase PTEN1
Exons: 7
Coding region: 12-1208 (398 amino acids)
Biological process (GO): phosphatidylinositol dephosphorylation
Cellular component (GO): cytosol
Molecular function (GO): protein tyrosine phosphatase activity; phosphatidylinositol-3,4,5-trisphosphate 3-phosphatase activity
Source: RefSeq, a predicted model, not a curated record